AUGGCGAUGUCUGUUGCAGCCACAACAAUUCGCUCACUGAGGUCGGACAACACUACCUCCUUAUCAGCAUCUUCGUCUUCUUCCUCGAAGCUUUCGUACUUGUCCUCUCUGCAAUUUCCUCGACAGCUUGGCCGUAUUCCUAUUGGAAACAGAGGGUUCACCUCUCUUUCUCGGCCUCGAAUUCUUCCUCUGGUGGUUGAGGCAAAGAAGGAAACAUUUUCUUCCUUCGAUGAUUUGCUGGCAAAUUCUGACAAACCUGUACUGGUUGACUUUUAUGCAACUUGGUGUGGUCCUUGUCAAUUUAUGGUCCCUAUCCUCAAUGAAGUUGGUGCUAAGAUGAAAGAUAAGAUCCAGGUGGUGAAAAUUGACACCGAAAAGUACACAAGCAUUGCGGACAAGUACAAAAUAGAGGCAUUGCCAACUUUCAUCAUAUUUAAGGAUGGGAAACCCUCUGAUCGCUUUGAAGGAGCUUUGAAUGCAAACCAGCUUAUCCAACGCGUUGAGGCCUCACUAGAAGAUAAGCAGUAG
Ilex paraguariensis (yerba mate) is the source of this 528-nucleotide messenger RNA. The record is from the annotation of a GenBank genome assembly. NCBI's taxonomy places the organism in Eukaryota, Viridiplantae, Streptophyta, Magnoliopsida, Aquifoliales, Aquifoliaceae.